This is a messenger RNA of Lodderomyces jiufengensis, 753 nucleotides long. RefSeq lists its product as uncharacterized. The record is from RefSeq and is a predicted model, not a curated record. NCBI's taxonomy places the organism in Eukaryota, Fungi, Ascomycota, Pichiomycetes, Serinales, Debaryomycetaceae. The transcript has a single exon. The coding region runs from base 1 to 753 and encodes 250 amino acids.
AUGACUAAUUCAAAACAUCAUCAUAGAUCACAUAAUUAUAAACCUGGAUCAAUAAUACCAUCACAAUCAUCAUCAAAUAAUAAUUUCCCUAAUAAAUCCGAUCCAAAAACUACAUCACCAAGACCAGAACCAACGAUUAUAAAAAGAAGAAAUAGUUCUUUUGCUAAUUCGUCAUCACCAUGGUUUAGAAGAAACUCUUUCCUUUCUCCAUCAAUGAUUCAAAAUGAAAAUUUUAGCGUUUAUGAAUCAAAUAAUAACUACUACAGUAUAAAUAAUAAUCCUAAUGGAUUUAAUAGUAAUUAUUCCAUAAUAUCAUUAAGAGAAUGUCAAGGUUUUUUAUUUAAUCAAGACUUAUUUGCAUCACCCUAUCAACAAGUUAAAGCAAAAUCAAAUGAAAGAAGAUUAUCUUCCGCGACAAAUUCAGCCACCACAACUGCAAAAACAAAAAUAAGAAGACAUACAAGUUAUCAUUCACCCAGACCUAAUUUCACAAACACUAAUAAUGACCAACUAAAAACCAACGACCAUGCAAUAGAUGAUGAGUAUGAUGAAGAUGAAGAUAUGCUUAAUGAUGAAGAAUUAGAAGAAUUAGAAGAAGAAGAAGAUAUGGAAGAUAUGGAAGGAGAAGAAGAAGAAGAGGAUUAUAGUGAAAUGCAUGGGUAUGGUGGUGAUUAUAAUAAUAGGAGAUAUAAAGUCAAAGUAACGGAUAUAUUAAUUGAUGAAAGUGAAAUAGAUAUUUAUCCAACGUCGUAA